Messenger RNA from Microthlaspi erraticum, 1080 nucleotides. The record is from the annotation of a GenBank genome assembly. Lineage: Eukaryota; Viridiplantae; Streptophyta; Magnoliopsida; Brassicales; Brassicaceae.
AUGACACUGACUUUCUCCAUCCUGAAGCUCGUAAAGGAAAGGGCAGAGAUUAGACAGAGCUUCGUCGAUUUCGUGGACAGUGUACUUGCUAGGCAGGGUGAUUCUCCUAUCAAGAAAUUCUCCCUACGGUGUCUAACUGGUGUCCAUCCAGAUAUUGUGAAUCGUUGGAUAUGCAAUGUCCUGAAGCGUGGUGUUUCUGAGCUUGACCUCUUCACUAAUUUUCCGACGAGGAUACCGGAAAUGAUGGUUAUCGUCUGCCUAGAGAGUUGUUCUUCAGUAAGUCUUGAUCUCGACUCGGACUCGCAGCUGGUGUUUUCUGAGAAGUUUAUUCCUUCUUUCCCUGCUCUUGAGGAAUUGCGAAUUGAUAACAUGGAGUGGAAUGAAAUGAAUGUAACCGUGUCAAGUGCAAGCCUCAUAAAGAUAGAUGUCCAAGCUGGUUAUGAAGUUGAGGCUUCAAUCGAUCUUAUUAUAAAGGAUGAUCACGUCAAGCGACUAAGAGAGCCAGAUAAUGAUUUGUUAGAGGAGGAUGAUGGCCAUGUUGAUGUUCUCAAAUUUGGCAAUGCGGUGAAGCUCAUGAAUGGCAUACAAAAUGUUCAGAAACUUGACUUAAGUGCUGAUACUAUAGAGGUGCUUGCUCUAUGCUGUGAAUCGAUGCCUGUGUUCAACAACGUCAGAAUCUUAGGUGUUGUUGGUGAAGAAGAUCGAGGAUGGCAAGCAAUGCCAGCUCUUCUAAGGAACUGUCCGCGUUUAGAAACUAUCACCGUUCAGGGACUAAUACACGAUGUAACUGAUAAAUGUGGGGAUGCUUGUCCCUGCAUUUCUCGGGAAGACAGAGGACUUUCACUCAAGUCUUGUCCAGUGAAUAGGUUAGAGAUUCAUAAUUUUCAAGGAACAAUGAAAGAGAUGGCCAUGAUAAAGCAUUUCUUGGAAUAUUUUCCGAGUUUGAAGAGGUUUGACGUCUUCGUUGAAGAUGAUGAACCUACACAGCUCAGAAACACUGAAUUGUUUAACUGUGUCGUGGAGAUGUUCAAAAUCUACAACAAGUUGUCGCCGAGCUGCAAUCUCCGGCUCCGGGUUUAG